Messenger RNA from Saccostrea cuccullata (small rock oyster), 1809 nucleotides. RefSeq lists its product as uncharacterized. The transcript is spliced from 8 exons. The record is from RefSeq and is a predicted model, not a curated record. Lineage: Eukaryota; Metazoa; Mollusca; Bivalvia; Ostreida; Ostreidae. Bases 91 to 1809 code for a protein of 572 amino acids.
AAAAAUCAAGGUAAAUGAUGGCAUGAAAUACUUGAAUUUGGUUUCAAAUUAUUCAAUAUUAGAUCGAAGUAUCAAAGAAAACGUUGGAUCAUGGGAGAUGCACCUAGCCCCUCAGUGUUGAACUUUGACCCAAAGAAAUCAACAGAAAAUUUCGCACGACUCUGUCAGUUCUUGGUGACAAUCUGUGGUGACGUCAUGAGAGAUAUUCUCACUCAUUUUAUAAAGCCAGUCAAACUAAGAACGGAACUGGACCAAAAUAGAUCAAAACUUGGAAAAUUAAAUGCACAGGAAAGGGACUUGCUGUAUCCUCCACAUCUAUCUUCCAGUAGUGUUCCGCCAAUAAGAUCCAGAGAUCUGGAUUUAUCAUUACUCUACAAGAUCUUGCGUAAUUUGUGCAACAUUCCGACACAUAUUGCUGGUUGGGGAAAUCAACCUCGUCCAUCGGACUUUUCUUUGGCUGCAUGCAUAGAAAGGAUCCGUAUCUUACGAAAUUCCAUCUCUGGACACUCUACCAAUGGUAUUGUUGAUGACGUAGAGUUUGAAGAUUACUGGAGAGAGUUAAGGACGUCUGUUGUAGAGAUUGAGAAGGAAGUCACCGGUAGCGAUAGAUAUGAGAGAGGAAUAGACCAUUUAUAUGACUGUGAUUUGAACCCGACCAAAUCAAAGGAAUAUGUGGCCCAAAUUAGGAGAUGUUCAGGGGAAUUGAAGGUUAAACGAGAGAGAAUUGAUCUGGUUGAAGAGGAAGCAAAGGCUAAAAGAGUAAGACUGGAAAAUGUAGAGGAAAGACAGUCAAUUUUAGAAGCCAGAUUAACAGAAAUUGUAGAGGGACUAUCAACUGUGAAAUCUGAUAUACUAAAAGAGUUUAAAUCAACAGUGUCGAGAUUACAACAGGAAAAGGAAACGUCAUCAAUCAGUAAUAGCGGGACUGAUAAUUACGGCGAGACUUCUACGAGCGAUACAUCAAUAUAUAGAACGAGCAAAUCAACAACAACAAUAAAAUUCAAGUCUUACCUGCAGGCCUUUCACUUCUCCAUGCAUGUGACAAGAGACAACAAAUGUUGGUUAUUGGUUCCUGACUACAGCUUAGAACCCUCCAGUGGUUCCUUUGAAAUAAAAAGGCUUCCCAGGUUAAAUCUUCUCAGUGAGAUCGGUGUCGACAAAGAAAUUAAAAUACCCGAGGAGUAUAACGCUAGAUUACCUUUAUGUUACAUGUCAGUCAAUGACGAUGGUGAGGCUGUGUUUAUUUCUAGAAAGUCCCAGAUAGCUGCUGGAGAGAACUUCGUUGUCUGCAAACUGUUUGAUAUUCCUGACAAUUUAAAUAAUUUUGGCGGUUUAUGCUUUAUACGUUCUGGUAAAUAUCUUUUUCUAAGUCUCACUGGAUUGUUCUUUGAAUAUAGUAAAAAAGGAAAUUUCCUGAGGCAGUGGAAAUCACCUGCAAUAUCCAGUUUAGAUUUUCGUCAAUCGAGUGUUAAUCAAAAUAGUAACGAUGACGUCGUUAUCACAAAAGGAAAUCCAUUGGAAAUACCCCAAGAUGUUUACAUUUUAAAUAAGGAUUUUGAUUUUAAAAGCCAAAUCAAACUCAGACAUGGUGGAAUAAUACCUCUGGUUUUCAACCAAGCUGGUCAUUUACUUCAUGGACAUGGCCAGUCCAUUGACCUACUAGACAGUAAGGGUCAAUUUAUUCAGACUAUUUAUAGAACACACAGACUCGACGAGAUAAGCAACAUGGCCUGUACUAGAAGUUGUACAAUUUGGAUUCUAUACACGUCUAAUGAAAUUGACAUAUUAAAACUGGAAAACAUUUUAUAA